Molecule: messenger RNA, 3075 nt
Organism: Hirundo rustica (Barn swallow)
Lineage: Eukaryota; Metazoa; Chordata; Aves; Passeriformes; Hirundinidae
Product: balbiani ring protein 3-like
Source: RefSeq, a predicted model, not a curated record
AUGCGUCGCGCCACCGGCUGCCCGCUGAGCCAGAUCUGCCUCCCGCCUCCCGCCGUGCUGGUGCGGAGCUUCCCGGUGGCUUCCAGCGCGGAUCCCUGCGGCUUCCAGCGCUUCCCGGCCCUCGGGAGCUCCCGCUGCCGCCCCGGCAACCGCCGCCUUCGUGGGCCUGGGCUCCGGCGGCGCGGGUCCCUGCGGCCUGGCGGCCACGGUGCGCGUCCCCGCGUGCUGCCAGGGCCCGGGCGGAGCGGCACCGCCAGCCGGGAAUACUGCCGGGAGCUGGGCCAGAGAGCCACGGCCGCCUGCCGGGAGCCGUGUCGUCAGGGGGUCACAAAAUGCACAACCACGUGCCAGGAUCAGUGUCGUCAGGGGGUGACCGCGUGUGGCACCGCGUGUGUGGAUCCAUGUCGUCAGGAGGUCACCAAAUGCACAACCACGUGCCAGGAGCCGUGUGGUAAAGAAGUCACCAAGUGUGUCACCACGUGCCAGGAUCCAUGUCGUCAGGAGGUCAAAUGCACUACAGUGUGCCAGGAUCAGUGUCGUCAGGAGGUCACCACAUGCGUCACCACGUGUGUGGAUCCGUGUUGUAAAGAAGUCACCAAGUGUGUCACCACAUGUGUGGAUCCAUGUCGUCAGGACGUGACCACGUGUACAACCACGUGCCAGGAUCCGUGUUGUAAGGAAGUCGCCAAGUGUGUCACCACGUGCCAGGAUCAGUGUCGUCAGGAGGUCACCAAGUGUGUCACCACGUGUGUGGAUCCGUGUUGUAAAGAAGUCACCAAGUGUGUCACCACAUGUCAGGAUCCGUGCUGCCAGGAGGUCACCAAAUGCACUACCACGUGUCAGGAUCCGUGUUGUAAAGAAGUCACCAAGUGUGUCACCCACGUGGUGGAUCCCUGUUGUCAGGAGGUCACCAAAUUCACUACAGUGUGUCAGGAUCCGUGUUGUAAAGAAGUCACCAAGUGUGUCACCACGUGUCAGGAUCCGUGUCAUCAGGAAGUCACCAAGUGCACCACAACGUGUCAGGAUCCCUGCUGCCAGGAGGUCACCACAUGCGUCACCACCUGCCAGGAUCCGUGUUGUAAAGAUGUCACCAAGUGUGUCACCACGUGUCAAGAUCCGUGCUGCCAGGAGGUCACCAAGUGUGUCACCACGUGUCAAGAUCCGUGCUGCCAGGAGGUCACCAAGUGCGUCACCACCUGCCAGGACCCCUGUUGCAAGGAGGUGACCAAGUGCACCACCACGUGUCAGGAUCCGUGCUGCAAAGAAGUGACCAAGUGUGUCACCACGUGUCAGGAUCCGUGUUGUAAGGAAGUCACCAAGUGUGUCACCACAACGUGCCAGGACCCCUGUUGCAAAGAAGUGACCAAGUGUGUCACCACCUGCCAGGAUCCGUGCUGCCAGGAGGUCACCAAGUGUGUCACCACAUGUCAGGAUCCGUGUUGUAAGGAAGUCACCAAAUGUGUCACCACGUGUGUGGAUCCCUGCUGCCAGGAGGUCACCAAGUGUGUCACCACCUGCCAGGAUCCGUGCUGCCAGGAGGUCACCAAGUGUGUCACCACGUGUCAAGAUCCCUGCUGCCAGGAGGUCACCAAGUGUGUCACCACGUGUCAGGAUCCGUGUUGUAAGGAAGUCACCGAGUGUGUCACCACGUGUGUGGAUCCGUGCUGCCAGGAGGUCACCAAGGGCGUCACCACGUGUGUGGAGCCGUGCCAUCAGGAUGUCACCAAAUGUGUCACCACGUGUGUGGAUCCCUGCUGCCAGGAGGUCACCAAGUGUGUCACCACGUGUGUGGAUCCGUGCUGCCAGGAGGUCACCAAGUGUGUCACCACGUGUCAAGAUCCCUGCUGCCAGGAGGUCACCAAAUGUGUCCACCACGUGUCAAGAUCCCUGCUGCCAGGAGGUCACCAAGAGGUGACCAAGUGUGUCACCACCUGCCAGGAUCCCUGCUGCCAGGAGGUCACCAAGUGUGUCACCACCUGCCAGGAUCCGUGCUGCCAGGAGGUCACCAAAUGUGUCACCACGUGUGUGGAUCCGUGCUGCCAGGAGGUGACCAAGUGUGUCACCACCUGCCAGGAUCCCUGCUGCCAGGAGGUCACCAAGUGUGUCACCACGUGUCAAGAUCCCUGCUGCCAGGAGGUCACCAAAUAUGUCACCAGGUGCCAGGAUCCGUGCUGCCAGGAGGUCACCAAAUGUGUCACCAGAUGUGUGGAUCCGUGUUGCAAGGAGGUCACCAAGUGCAGAACCAGGUGUGUGGAUCCGUGCUGUCAGGAAGUCACCAAAUAUGUCACCAGGUGCCGGGAUCCAUGUUGCAAGGAGGUCACCAAGUGCAGAACCAGGCGUGUGGAUCCGUGUUGCAAGGAGGUCACCAGAUGUGUCACCAGGUGCCGGGAUCCGUGUUGCAAGGAGGUCACCAAGUACAAAACCAGAUGUGUGGAUCCACGCUGCAAGGAGGUCACCAAGUGCAGAACCAGAUGUGUGGAUCCGUGCUGUCAGGAAGUCACCAAAUGUGUCACCAGGUGCCAGGAUCCGUGUUGCAAGGAGGUCACCAAGUGCAGAACCAGGUGCCGGGAUCCCUGCUGCCAGGAGGUCACCAAAUGUGUCACCAGGUGCCGGGACCCCUGUUGUGUCACCAGCUGUGUGGACCCGUGCUGCGGCAGAGUCACCCAGUGUGUCACCACCAGGUGUGUGGACUCCUGCUGCCAGGGAGUGACCACGUGCCAAGGAGUGACCCCGUGCCAAGGAGUGACCACCUGCCAGGGGGUGACCACGUGCCAGGGGGUGACCACGUGCCAGGGAGUGACCACCUGCCAGGGAGUGACCACGUGCCAGGGAGUGACCACCUGCCAAGGAGUGACCACCUGCCAAGGAGUGACCCCGUGCCAGGGAGUGACCCCGUGCCCGGGAGUGACCCCGUGCCCGGCGCCCUGCCGUGUCCCCAGCUGUGCCACCCCUCAGGGCGCCCAGGUUGUCACCAGGUGCGCCGACUCCUGUCCCACCACCUGCGUCACGCAGACGUGCCCGCUGUGCGGCCAGCUCCGCUCCGUCUCCUGCUGCCCCAAAUCCCGGGCUCCCUGA